AUGCAAAACGUAAAAAGUUAUUUUUCAUCAUGGAAAACAUUUUGGAAAUCUUCAACAAAUUCUUGUCAUUCUCGUACAUUAUCAAUUGCACCAUCAAGUAUUAAUUUUACUGAUUCAAGUUUAGGUGAUUUAAAACAUUCUAUCAUUGAUGAAAAAUUAAUGAUUGAUGUAUCAACAAAAUUAAUCGAAAGUAUAUCUCCACCAAAAUUACAAAUAUGUGCACAUAAUAAUCAAUGGUUUGCAUUAAAUAAUAGUCAUUUACUUGUUUAUCGUCAAUUAGAACGUAUUGGUCUCUGUGAUACUGUUGUUUGCGAUAUUAUUCGAAGUCAAGAUGUACCUAUUGGUAUUCGACAAACACUUACAUCUGUUGUAAUACCUCAACAAGAAAAUUAUCAAUGUUUUCAAAAUUCAAGAGAACAUAUAGGAGAUCAUUAUAUGCUAACGGAUGAUGAAUAUCCUCAAAGUCAAGAUGAAGUUAUAUAUUGUGCUGAUACUCAAGCUGAUUCAUGUGGUUGUUUCGAAGGUGAUGAUCAAUGCGAUAGUAGUAAUGUAACAUGUGGUGAAAGUGAUCAUGAUGGUGAUUCUGAUGAUGAACAAACAGAAUGGCCAACAAGAACAUCAUUUUCUAUAACAAAAAUUAGUACGAUCAGUAAUCAUUGUUUUGAUGAAAUUGAUUUAGAUGAUAAUGAAGUUGAAGAUAAUCAAAAAGAAAUGCAAAGUUUAUUGUAA
Rotaria sp. Silwood2 is the source of this 729-nucleotide messenger RNA. The record is from the annotation of a GenBank genome assembly. NCBI's taxonomy places the organism in Eukaryota, Metazoa, Rotifera, Eurotatoria, Philodinida, Philodinidae.